Nezara viridula (southern green stink bug) is the source of this 336-nucleotide messenger RNA. Lineage: Eukaryota; Metazoa; Arthropoda; Insecta; Hemiptera; Pentatomidae. The record is from the annotation of a GenBank genome assembly.
AUGAUGCUGCGGAGGCCGUGGCCGCCCCUCUACACGGCAGCGUACCCCCCCGAGUGCUUCUACCCGCCGCCCCCCGCAGUCAAGCCGCCCCCGCGGGAAUACUACCUCCUCGCCCCGUACUACCGCGACGUGCUCCCGCCCCCGCGCUGCCCCUGCUCCUGCUUCAGGAGGCACCGCUCCCUCGACACCGUAGCCUCGGAGGAGGAUGCGCAGCACUACCACCGCCCCCGGCGGUCCAUGGAGGACCUCCUCGUCGUCGACAGGAACAAGCCGGGUCGCAAGAUGAGGGUAUGUACCGUACACACUAGUUUGUGCCUUUGCACCUUCCUCCAAUAA